This is a messenger RNA of Haemonchus placei, 201 nucleotides long. NCBI's taxonomy places the organism in Eukaryota, Metazoa, Nematoda, Chromadorea, Rhabditida, Trichostrongylidae. The record is from the annotation of a GenBank genome assembly.
CUAUCCAUCGAAUAUAACGUAAAAUGUCAUGAGAUUGUUUUACAGCACAAAAAAAAAAGCAAAGCCAUGAGGGUAGUAAAUUACCUGGCAGCCGUAACCGAAAUGAUACGUGAAUAUCAAUGCUGGAGAAGGCACCGCAAAAGCCUCAGCGCUCCCGAUGUUCUCGUCUGUUUUCUAGUUAACAAGAGUACGAAAUGGUAA